Messenger RNA from Metarhizium acridum CQMa 102, 516 nucleotides. RefSeq lists its product as uncharacterized. NCBI's taxonomy places the organism in Eukaryota, Fungi, Ascomycota, Sordariomycetes, Hypocreales, Clavicipitaceae. Gene Ontology annotation, molecular function: acyltransferase activity, transferring groups other than amino-acyl groups. The record is from RefSeq and is a predicted model, not a curated record.
AUGCCUCAGAUCAACCAGUUCCACAUCCGGCCGGCAAGCUCGGCCGGCGAUGACGCGCAGUUUAUCAUGGCGGCAUUCGACUCCACCAUCCCGUACCUGAGUUCCAUCGGCGCGGCGGGAAUGUGGGGGGAGAAGCCCUUCUCCGAAAAGGACGGCUUCGAGCAGGAGACGGUAGAGUCGGUCCACAAGUCGGAGCGCGAAGACGACUGCCUGAACAUCUUGAUUGCCGAAGUCGAGCAGAGCGAACGGCCGCCGACCCGAGUUGGGCUCGCCAUGACACGCGAAGACUCGUUGCCGGCGUACAUCACGGAGCGCGAGGAGAUGAAGCCCGAGGUCGACCAGGCGAAGCAGUUUAUAUUCCUGGAAGUUGUCAUUUCAGACUACAGGACAACGCCUCUCCACAAGGGCGCCGGAGCCGCGCUGAUCGAGGCUAUUAAGCGCCGUGGGCGGGAGGAGAACAAGGACACCCUGUACGUGGAUUGCUGGGCAGGCAACGACGGCAAGUUGAACAGGUAA